AUGGUGUUCUUCACAGAAGUGGACAUGCCCACAUCAGAUAGAGUGGACUCGCGACUGGGCACAGAUGAAGUUGGUGGUGAGCUGCACCCUGAAGAACCGCAACAGUUAGCAGAUCUGAAGGCAAACGUCGCACGCAGGUGUCCUGAGCUGAUUAAGGUUCACAGGGUUCCCUAUGAGAUAGGACCUGCGUCUAUCCGGCACAAGCCCUGGCCCAAGUAUUUGAAGGAUUUCUGUGACCAAUUCAUCGCUGCCACCAACCAUCACGUGCUCAGGAGCCUGCGAUCCCAAGAACAAAACCUUGGGAAGCCGCCUGAGCUGAUUUGGGAGCUCACACAUCACAUGGCCCUUGGUCAAAAACACAGCCAGGCUUUCUGCUGGCAGCAGAAUCUGCUGGGUCACAUUUGCCAGCGCAUUAAACAGAACCACCAUCGAGCCCAUUCCCCACUUGUCAUCUAUGGCCCCUCCGGAUGUGGCAAAACAGCCCUCUUGUACCAUUUAGGUGAAGCCAUACAAACCACCCUGGAUCAGGAAACGGUGGUGAUACUUCGUUUGCUGGGAACUUCGCAGGAUAGUUCCACACGGAACAGCCUUCUCCACAGCCUCUGCCAACAGGUUUGCUUAGCCAUGGGCUUCCCUUACACCAAGCCAGUUGGCAAUCCAGUCCUGCUCUUCCACCGCCUGCUUUCUUCAGCUUCUUGCCAGGGCACACGGUCCCUCGUCCUGCUCCUUGAUUCGAUGGAGCAGCUACGCACCCCUAGAAAUGCUCGGAGAGCUUUCUGGUUGCCAAAAACCUGCCCUCCAAAGACACACCUGAUUCUUACUGUGCUGCAGAAGGAAAGCGAAGUCCUGCAGAAGAUGACUGGGGCUCCAGAGGAUUACUUUGAGAUGGGGCCUCUUUCUCAAGAGCAAGUGGCGGUGAUUCUCUCCAAAGCUUUGGCAUCCGCAGGGCGCACGCUGAGGCCUGCCCAGCAGGAGUUGUUCCUGCAAAGCUUUGCAAAGGGUGGCUAUGCUCUGCCAGUAGCCCUGGCCAUAAGACAAGCCCAGCGUUGGCCUUCCUACGCUCAACUUGCAGCACCAGCCGUAUCGUCUACAGUCUCAGAGUUUGUGCAUCGCUUGUGUGACCACCUGGAAGCGGCGCAUGGCCCUGUCUUAGUAGCACAUGUAUUUGGCUAUCUUGCCUGUGCCCGACAUGGGCUCUCAGAAGCAGAGCAAAAGGAUAUCUUGUCCCUUGACAAUGAGGUUCUCGCUGAGAUUUAUCGGCUUCAUCCUCCUCCAAGCAAGGCGAUCCUCCGCUUUCCACCCCUGCUGUGGGCUCAGUUAUACCAGGAUUUGGCUCAGUGGCUGGAGGACCGGUGGGUGGAUGGCUUUGUGCUGAUGGGUUUUGCCCACAGGGAGUUGGCUGAUGCUGUGGAGCAACGCUACCUGUCCAUGCCAGAAGAAAGGAUCAAGCGUCACCUGCUCCUGGCAGAUUAUUUCAGGGGAACAUGGAGCUGGGGCAUGAAGAAACCCAUCCAGCUGCCAUCCUCCAACAAGCCUGUGAGCUUUGAUAGGAAGGUGAUUCCUCAGCCGCUUUGGUUCUCCAGUACCCUUGCAAACCAGAGGAAAUUGAGCGAGCUGCCUUUCCAUUUGCUACAGGCAGGUCUGUUUGAGGAGUUGCAAAGAGAUAUUUUGGGGAACAUGAACUGGAUCAUCUGCAAAGUGACUUCCGCUGGCAUAGAGAGCUUGACUGCUGACUUUGCCAUGUGCCUUGCCCAGAUCAACUGCCCAGAGCUGCAUCUCCUGCAAGAGACUUUCCUGCUUCUGCAUCCUCUUGUGGAUAGCACACAGAUCCAUGGAGGUCUUCCUUGCUCUGGUUACUUUUUUGAUGUUCUCAUGAAAUUCAAUGGUGAAAAGAGCACUUCAGUGCUGGAAUUCAACCUUGACCAAAAAUUGCUUCUGGCUGGUUCUGUGGAUGGUUCUAUGAUCAUAUGGGACAUGGAAGAUUUUACUGUGCAACAGGUCCUAACGGGACACUCUGAAACCGAGCAGCGUUUUGCUCAAAGACAAAGUCUAAAAACAAAAAGACCAUCCUUGUUCCGCAAACUUCCAGGAUGA
Thamnophis sirtalis is the source of this 2094-nucleotide messenger RNA. The record is from RefSeq and is a predicted model, not a curated record. Lineage: Eukaryota; Metazoa; Chordata; Lepidosauria; Squamata; Natricidae.